This is a messenger RNA of Ostrea edulis (European flat oyster), 3408 nucleotides long. RefSeq lists its product as uncharacterized. Bases 1 to 3408 code for a protein of 1135 amino acids. NCBI's taxonomy places the organism in Eukaryota, Metazoa, Mollusca, Bivalvia, Ostreida, Ostreidae. The record is from RefSeq and is a predicted model, not a curated record. Gene Ontology annotation, molecular function: nucleic acid binding. Gene Ontology annotation, biological process: DNA integration. The transcript has 2 exons.
AUGGGGGAACCUCCAAUGAUAUAUCAAAGUGUUCCAGGACCUGGAAAACUCUCGUUAGAAGGCAAUGCUGCUCUCAAUUUCCGUCGUUUUGUGCGCGGCUGGAAUGUCUAUGAGGUCGGAGCCCGCGUUAAGGAACAGGACGCGACCAUCCGAGCCUCUAUACUCCAAUCAUAUCUCACUGCUGAGGUAUUAGAACUCUUAGAAACUCUCCCGUUCGAGGACCCAGAUCACAGGAAAGAUGCUGACCGUAUCCUCAAAGUGCUCGAGAAACACUUUAUAGGUGUCACAAAUGAAACCUAUGAAAGGUAUAAGUUUAACACUCGUUCUCAGAAAAAAGGUGAGACUUUUGAUGCAUUCUUAGGAGCAAUACGGGUACUGUCCAAGUCAUGUAAUUUUGGAAUGCUAGAAGACUCUCUUCUCCGUGACAAAAUAGUUUGUCGUGUUAACAAGGAACACACUCGGAGUAAACUCCUCUCAGAAACUCAACUGAACUUAGCAAAAGCUAUUAGCAUAUGCAAAGCAGAUGAAUCUGCAACUCAACAAGCAUCCGAAAUAAGCAAGUCUGCGGACACGAAGGAGGACUCUAUUCAUAGCAUAAAUACUUCUCGUAAUGCUAAACAUUCUCAACGACCACAGAGAGGACUUACCUCAUCACAACACAUGCGCAAAGAGCAGACUCAGAGACAGAUCAAUAAGUGUAAAUACUGUGGAGGCACUCAUGCAUGGAAAAAGGAAGCAUGCCCUGCCUAUGGAAAGACCUGUAAAAAAUGCAAAGGUAAAAACCACUUCGCCAAAAACUGUAAACAAAGUAACAAAGCUCAUAUUCAUGGAGUAGAUGAUGAGUACAAGGAACCAGAGUUCCUAAUCAGUCAUGUCUGUACAACUAACUCGAUUGAAAUGAAACGUCUGUGUGCAGAACUUAUUGUGAAUGAACAGUCAAUAGCAUUUCAGAUAGACACAGGAGCAACAAAUAACCUCAUCGGUAAAAAAUGGAUUAGCAAUACUCCAAUUACUCCAACAAGUAGCACUCUAGUCAUGUGGAACGGAUUUCGUAUGGACCCUUGUGGCGAAUGUAUUUUGAAACUCGUUAAUCACAAGAACAAGACCAAAUACAGAGUCAAUUUCAUAGUCGUUGACAAGGACGAUGAACUUGGACAACUCCCAGGAGUUGCACACUUUGAAGUGGACCCCUCAGUCCCACCUGUCAUUUCUCCAGUCCGAAAAAUAGCCAUACACAUGAAACCUAAACUGAAAGAAGCAUUGGACACACUAACGAAAAAGGAAGUCACAAGCCCUGUUGAUCGACCAACAGACUGGCUAAGUCACCUUGUAUGUACCACCAAGAAAAAUGGUGAACUUCGCUUGUGUUUGGAUCCUGAACAUCUCAACAAAGCUCUCAAACGUGAACAUUAUCAUCUCUCAGUAUUACGUGAAAUGUUACCAGACAUUGCUCAUGCCAAAGUGUUCUCAACAUUUGAUCUUAGACAUGGUUAUUGGCAUGUGAAACUAGAUGAAGAAAGUAGUUACAUGACUACAUUCGACACACCAUUUGGAAGGUACCGAUGGCUCCGACUCCCCUUUGGUACCAGUGUUUCCUCCGAGAUGUUUCAGCGCCGUCUGUAUCAGGCCAUUGGUGAUUUAGAUGGCCUUCUCAACAUCGCAGAUGAUGUUCUACUCUAUGGCGUUGGAGAGACGAAGGAAGAAGCCGUGAAGGACCAUGACGAAAAGUUAGCAGCAUUUCUCAAACGAUGCCAAGCUGUGGGUAUCAGACUCAACCCGAAGAAGAUGAGAUUGAAACUCUCCCAAGUCAGGUUCAUGAGACAUCUCGUCACGGAUAAAGGAGUAUUACCAGACCCAGACAAGGUGGCUGCCAUCCGUAACAUGCCAGCACCUACAGACCUUCACGGCGUGCACCGCUUAUGUGGAACAGUGAACUUUCUUUCUGACUUCAUUCCAUCAUUAGCAUCCAUCAUGGAGCCAAUAAACAUGCCUAAGCGCAAACAUGUCGAAUUCAUAUGGGGCGAACCACAGCAAAAGGCUUUCGACAAAAUUAAGACCAUACUAUCCUCGGAACGUCAUCUUCAGUACUACGAUGAGAAGAAGCCACUCAGAGUACAGUGUGACGCUUCCCAGCGUGGCCUAGGAGCCGCACUCCUCCAGGAUGAAAAACCAAUUGCAUAUGCUAGUCGUGUUCUCACAAAAACUGAGGCGAACUACGCUCAAAUCGAAAAAGAACUUCUGGCCAUUGUAUUUGCCAUGGAAAAUUUUCACCACUACACUUUUGCCCGUCAUGUACUUGUACAGUCAGACCACAAACCACUUGAAACCAUUAUCCCAGGACCACUCUGGAAGUCUCCAAAGCGUCUUCAGGUAAUGAAACUUCGUCUGCAGAAGUAUGACAUAACUGUGAAAUAUCACAAGGGCAAGGAAAUGCACAUUGCUGAUACGCUUUCCCGUGCAUACUUAUCUGACACUGCAAACAGCCAACAGAAUGACAUAAUUGAUGUCAAUGUUGUACAACACAUUUCCGUUUCCCCAGACCGCAUCAAAGAGAUACAGCACUACACUGCAAUGGACGAGACCUUACAAGUUCUCCGCAAGACCAUUGUAGAAGGAUGGCCCGAGUCUGUGAAAAAAAUACCCUCAGUGCUAGAUCGCUACACAUCGUACAGAAAUGAACUCUCCUUUACUGACGGGGUAGUUCUUCGUGGAGACAGAAUUGUAAUUCCUCAGGUUCUUCGCAAGAAUAUGCUUAAAAAUAUCCAUAGCUCUCACCUUGGUAUCACUGGAACCCGUCGGCGAGCGGCUGAAUGUCUGUACUGGCCAAACAUGAACAAUGACAUCAAAGAUUUCAUUUCGCAGUGCGAGACAUGCCGUAGCAUGGAGGUGGCAAAUGCCAAAAUGCCACUCGUUCCCCAUGAUAUUCCAGACCGACCAUGGUCUAAGGUUGGUGUAGACUUAUUUACUCUGAACAACAUCAACUACCUCAUUAUCGUUGACUAUUUCUCUGGAUAUUUUGAAGUUGACGACCUGCGUGAUACAUUGGCUAUAACCGUCAUACGGAAAAUGAAGUAUCAUUUCGCUCGAUAUGGACUCCCUGAUAUUGUCGUGUCCGACAACGGUCCUCAGUUCUCGUGCCUAGAAUUCCUUAACUUUGCUGAAGAGUUUGACUUCAGACAUCAACCCAGCAGCCCCGGAAACCCCCAGGCUAACGGAAAAGCCGUGAAAACUGCAAAGACUCUCCUUAAAAAAGCCGCUGUCUCUGGAAAGGAUAUUCAUUUGGCACUCCUCGACUUCAGAAAUACUCCGACUCAAGGACACAUACUAGUCCCGUCCAGCGCUCUCUUGGACGUCGUACACGUGCAUUCCUACCUAUCACAGCCAAUCUCCUUAGACCAAGUGGUAUAA